CAUUACCUAAUAACUCUUCACACAGGAAACUAGCAAUGGCUCACAUUGUUCUGAUACUUAUUCUCCUAGUUUCAGGGUUGAGGAGCAUGGUUCAGCCUGUCACGCUUGAAAAUGAGAGCCCCCAGAGGCAACAUCUGGAAAGGGAAUCUUUGUGUGAGCCAGUGUUCGAGUACUUCCCCGCUUGCAUAGAUUUUCUCACAAGCACUAAAUGUGAAAAACCAUCUUUCCAAUGUUGUGUCAAUGUUGCUGAACUAAAUUUAUUAGCUAAGGAAGGAAUUGGACCACGGUGGAUUUGCUGGUGCAUUGAAUACAUGGUGGAAGGUCUGAAGCCUCCGUUAAAUGCCACCCGUAUCAGUGAACUUCCAAUUAAGUGUCACACACAUCUUAGUUUCCCCAUUUCUGAGGGCAUGGACUGUGACAAGGUUUAAAAGACAAUAAUGGGUUUGUAAGCACCAGCUGGCCAGAGCAGCCUUAGAUGCUAGUACAAAGUUAUGUUCAGCUAUGAAACUGAGAAAAUAAUUAGUUAUGUAUCCGCAAAUUCACGCAUCAGCACAAGAAAUUUCUAAGUGUUAUAAUGUAUCAUUUUCCUUGUGAAGGUGAAUACAUGCUUGAAGUUAUUGUUGGACCCCUUCUUGACCAAAUUCAGUAACAAAAUUUAAGCAUGAACACAAGCUAUAAUGAUUCUUAUCACAUGGUGGCCAUUUGUACCCAUACCAAUGUGAGAUUGUGUAUGUUAUCACAAUCCUUCAACAAAAUGUAGCAAACCUCAUUAACCAAAGCAUGCAAUGCCAUACCUAAACUCAUGGACUGUGACCCACAGCCAUGGAUUUGCCUGUGCAUUGAACUCAUGGUGAGGCUAUCCGUUGAGUGCUUCCCCAGUCAAUGAACACCCUCAAGUGCCAUACUCAUCUCCAUUUCCCAUUCCCAAGUCCACAUGAAUAUGUCAUGGCUAAUUA
Molecule: messenger RNA, 956 nt
Organism: Hevea brasiliensis (rubber tree)
Lineage: Eukaryota; Viridiplantae; Streptophyta; Magnoliopsida; Malpighiales; Euphorbiaceae
Product: non-specific lipid-transfer protein 13-like
Exons: 2
Coding region: 36-428 (130 amino acids)
Biological process (GO): lipid transport
Cellular component (GO): membrane
Molecular function (GO): lipid binding
Source: RefSeq, a predicted model, not a curated record